GUUAAUUGUCAGCUUUUUUGUCAACAUUCGUCCGUUUUCUACACUGAAAUUUCACAGGCUCAAUUUUAUACGGCGAAUGAAUGGAUGAAUGAAACGUGCUUUCACUUUAUCACCUCGGCUCAAUCGUUGUCGUUGCCGUACUUUGAAAAUCUCUGUAGACGGAUCGGGUAUGGAUGUCAGUUGUCACUCAUCCGAGACAACAAGGGAUACCGCCGGCUCUCCCAUCACCAUGUCAAAUCAUUGAAUUUCCAUCAAGUUUUUCACUUUGUGGAAUGAACUCAACAUAGACAGUACUCUCCUUAGUUUACAAAUUAUCUCUUGUCUUUCCUAAUCUCUCUGCAAGUACUUUAAGUUCAAGGAUUUAAAAAUUCACUAUGACUUCAGAUACACUUUGUGCCAAAUAUGUACAAGUUGCAGUUGUUGUCGUUGGAUAUUGGUUUGUGUCCAUAGUGACAGUGUUCGUAAACAAGACCUUGUUUAGUAGUGAUAAAAUAGAUCUUGAUGCACCAUUAUUUGUCACUUGGUACCAGUGUGUUACAUCAACAGUAAUAUGUUUGGCGCUAAAACUGUUAGCAUCAUCAUUUCCACGAAAUUUCUCAUUCCCUGCUGGUACGCCUCUUGAUCGAGCUGUUUUUAAGAAGGUGUUUCCUCUCUCUGUGAUAUUUGCAACCAUGAUAGUUUUCAAUAAUUUAUGCUUGAAGUAUGUUGAUGUAGCCUUCUACUACAUUGGCCGCUCCUUAACAACUGUCUUUAACGUGAUCUUGUCCUAUUUGUUUUUGGGUCAGAAAACAUCUUUUCCAGCUAUAGGAUGCUGCUUGGUUAUAAUUUCUGGAUUUUGGCUUGGCAUUGAUCAGGAGAGUUUGGCAGGAUCGCUGUCAGUGACUGGUACCCUAUUUGGCCUCCUUGGAUCUAUAGCCCUUCCCCUUUACUCUAUACACAUGAAAAAUGUUCUUCCAGCAGUUAAUCAAGAGAUCUGGCUUUUGUCCUACUACAAUAAUGCAUACACAUCAAUUCUUCUGAUCCCUUUGAUGAUAUUAAACCAUGAAGUACCUGUAGUUUUGAACUACCAUGGUCUGUUUAGUGUUUAUUUUUGGGUGCUCAUGACUAUUGGUGGUGUUUGUGGAUUUGCUAUUGGCUUUUUCACUGGACUCCAAAUUAAGGUGACUUCUCCACUUACACACAACAUAUCGGGAACUGCUAAAGCAUGUUUUCAAACUGUGAUAGCCACUCAGUGGUAUGCUGAGGCCAAAUCAGCAUUGUGGUGGGUAUCAAACUUAACAGUUCUUGGUGGAAGUAUGUGUUAUACAUAUGUGAAACAACAAGAAAUGAAGCGGGACUUUACUUCUCUGGGACCUAAUAAGGUGUAAUAGAUUUAUAAAGGUAAUACCCUGGCUGGUGUUGCUGCAGUAGUUUUCAAAUUCGGUCUGACAAAAAUCAUGCUUGACAUUUCUUUUGUCACAUAUUCUCUGUAGAAGAGUACAAACCUGUUUUUUGUUCUUGUUUUGUUCCUUUGAGAAUUUAACUACAGUAUGCUGAUAAAUAGUCUAGAGUAAUAUCUUUUGGGAAAGAAAACAAAUAGGUACUGAAUUUAAUUAGCUUUAAUGAGGGAUGCACCUCUCAAAUCAAUGAUCUAGUACAACAAAUCAUAGUUAAGUGUCAGUAACAUCCCUACCAAGUAUAAACAGGUUCUAUCUUGUAGGGCUAGUCAAUGACACAACUUGUUUAUCAGCAAUUUUUAUAGCAUAUGACAUUCUGAAAAACGCAUUUCAUCAUCCGUGAGGAAUAUGUUUUAUUUGUUGACAUUUUGAUGACUCGUUUUUAUUUUAGGGAGGCUUGUGCUUGCAUGUACUACUCUCAGUAUUGUUAUAGACCUGUCAUGAGUCAUGACUUCGGAUAAGUUGUUUGUAAACCACCAUUAACUAUUGUUUUAAUCCUUGAAUCUCUUUAAUAAAUAAACCAAAGGAAA
Molecule: messenger RNA, 1966 nt
Organism: Frankliniella occidentalis (western flower thrips)
Lineage: Eukaryota; Metazoa; Arthropoda; Insecta; Thysanoptera; Thripidae
Gene: nac
Product: GDP-fucose transporter 1
Exons: 7
Coding region: 375-1367 (330 amino acids)
Biological process (GO): protein O-linked glycosylation via fucose; GDP-fucose import into Golgi lumen
Cellular component (GO): Golgi apparatus
Molecular function (GO): antiporter activity
Source: RefSeq, a predicted model, not a curated record